Molecule: messenger RNA, 1060 nt
Organism: Acromyrmex echinatior (Panamanian leafcutter ant)
Lineage: Eukaryota; Metazoa; Arthropoda; Insecta; Hymenoptera; Formicidae
Source: RefSeq, a predicted model, not a curated record
GGCUAUAAAGUUGUUCUGAUGACCGCGCGCCCGUCUCAGAAACACUCCACCCUUUAACGAAUCGACCAGCUUUCACGCCAUGAAAUUACAUGUUUUAUUAUUAACGGCACUUCCCAUGUGCCUGGCUGAAUUCACAAUCCAGGGGCCUAGUGACGGACAUCGACGGGCUCAGGGUCUUAAGUUCAGCGAAGAGAAAGGAAUAGAAUACACAGACGCGAGUGAGGGAGGGGGACCAGGAGAUUUCACCAUUCAAGGUGCGACUGACGGUAAUAGUAACUUCAAGAUUCAAGGUGCUACGGAUGGGCAUUCAAAUUUCCAGAUUCAAGGGCCUUCAGAUGGUGGAUCGGCCACUUACAAUGUACAAGGACCGAUCGAUCGAUACGGUCAGCCUACAUAUCAGGAAGAUUACUCUAAUCAGGGUAUCAAUGCAAAGGCGCUCCAGUAUAACGAUCCUAGCGGUUAUAGAGUAAACUGGAGGUCGUAUGAUCGUCAAGCACGUCCUCAAGCUCAGGCAGAACCGCAAUAUGUGCAAGCUGCGGAACCAAUUGCACGACCAGCUGCGCCCCGACAACGAGUGCAACAACCGCGAGUACAACCUCAAGAGCAACCGGAACCACAGCCAAAUUAUAGGCCUUACUCUAAUGCACCGCCACAGAUCCAGCAACUGCUCCAGUUCCAGCAGCAAAUUCCGUACAUCAAUAUAAUUCCGGAACCAUACAGAUUCGACGAAGAAGCCGCAGUGCGAGCUCAAUCUCAACAGGUCCAGGAACAUCUCAAGAAGUUGGUGCAAGAGGCAGCGACUGCCCCUUUACCUGAUCCCGUGGUCGCGUCUGCACCUCGUCAAAAGUCACGCGGCCACUCCAGGAGCAAACGUCAGGCUCAACAAUACAAUAAAAUAUCCCAGCCGCCGGCGGAACCGCAACCUCAAUAUUCACCCAAUCUGCCAUCUCACUUGCGCGAAUUGCUGAGAUAUCAGGCGCAAACCCCGUACAAUAUAAUUGCUAAUCAGAUCGUAUAUCGUCCGGAGAAGCCAUACGUGCCGCACCCCGUGGACGCGUGA